Messenger RNA from Sorghum bicolor (sorghum), 2009 nucleotides. Its product is annotated as ATP-dependent 6-phosphofructokinase 6. The transcript is spliced from 11 exons. The coding region runs from base 212 to 1804 and encodes 530 amino acids. Lineage: Eukaryota; Viridiplantae; Streptophyta; Magnoliopsida; Poales; Poaceae. Gene Ontology annotation, cellular component: cytoplasm. Gene Ontology annotation, biological process: glycolytic process; fructose 6-phosphate metabolic process. The record is from RefSeq and is a predicted model, not a curated record. Gene Ontology annotation, molecular function: ATP binding; 6-phosphofructokinase activity.
ACGUUUAACGGCGGCGCAGCGCGCUAAUCCCGCCCAAAACCCGAUAUAUAACGGCCCGCGCCUUCCGCAGACGCCAAGAACAGCCUCAGAUUACUCGCACAAAGAUUUAGCUGGCCGCGGGGUCGAACUGAGGCUCUUGAUCGCGAGCGCACACAGGGCGAGCGGACAAGAAAGCUUGCUUUGUGUUCACCGGCGGCACGGGCCCCCUGCGAUGGAAGCCGUCGGCGUCGCUCCUGCGCCCGUGGCGGCGCCGGAGAAGAAGAAGCUGCUUGACCUGAAGGAUCCCUUCCCCGCCGCCGCCAACGGCAGCGCCAAGGCGUCCCCGGCGGGGAAGUGGGCGAUGAAGAAGAAGUUGGUGGGCGGCGAUGCCGGCUACGUGCUCGAGGACGUGCCGCACCUCACGGAUUACAUGCCCCACCUCCCGACAUACCCAAAUCCUCUCCAAGACAAUCCGGCGUAUUCAGUCGUCAAGCAGUAUUUCGUCAACCCGGACGACACCGUCACGCAAAAGAUUGUUGUUCAUAAGACCAGUGCCAGGGGCACCCACUUCCGGCGUGCCGGGCCACGGCAGCGGGUGUAUUUCCAGUCUGAUGAGGUGAACGCCGCCAUUGUCACCUGCGGAGGUCUCUGCCCCGGGUUGAACACGGUCAUCCGCGAGCUUGUUUGCGGAUUGUAUGAUAUGUAUGGCGUCACCAGCGUUGUUGGCAUAGAGGGUGGAUACAAGGGUUUCUAUUCUAAAAAUACUGUUCCGCUGACUCCAAAGUCGGUGAACGACAUCCAUAAGAGAGGUGGGACUGUCCUUGGAACUUCAAGAGGAGGACAUGACACCGCCAAAAUUGUUGAUUGUCUUCAGGACCGUGGUAUUAAUCAGGUUUAUAUUAUUGGAGGUGAUGGUACUCAGAAAGGUGCUUCUGUAAUUUAUGAGGAAGUCCGUAGACGGGGCCUCAAAUGUUCUGUUGUUGGUAUCCCAAAGACCAUUGAUAAUGACAUUGCGGUGAUUGACAAGUCGUUUGGAUUUGACACUGCUGUGGAGGAGGCCCAGAGGGCGAUCAAUGCUGCUCAUGUCGAGGCUGAGAGUGCAGAGAAUGGCAUUGGUGUUGUGAAGCUAAUGGGUCGCAACAGUGGUUUUAUUGCAAUGUAUGCUACUCUAGCUAGCCGUGAUGUGGAUUGCUGUUUAAUCCCAGAGUCACCCUUCUACCUUGAAGGGAAGGGAGGACUCCUUGAGUUCAUUGAGAAACGGCUCAAGGACAAUGGUCAUAUGGUCAUUGUGGUGGCUGAGGGUGCUGGACAGGAUCUCAUCGCGAAAAGUAUGAAUUUCGUGGACACUCAAGAUGCUUCAGGAAAUAAGCUGCUUCUGGAUGUUGGCCUUUGGUUAUCCCAGAAGAUAAAGGAUCAUUUCAAGAAGAAGCCCAGCUUCCCAAUAACUCUCAAGUACAUCGACCCGACCUACAUGAUCCGUGCCGUCAGGUCAAAUGCUUCUGACAAUGUCUACUGCACCCUGCUAGCCCACAGCGCCCUCCAUGGUGCCAUGGCGGGGUACACCGGCUUCACCGUCGCUCCAGUCAAUGGCAGACACGCUUACAUCCCGUUCUAUAGGAUCACCGAGAAGCAGAACAAGGUGGUGAUCACGGACCGGAUGUGGGCGAGGGUGCUGUGCUCGACGAACCAGCCCUGCUUCCUGAGCCACGAGGACGUGGAGAACAUGAAGCACGACGACGACGAGCACCACCUGCACAACACGCAGCUCCUGGAAGGCGAGAGCUCGCCGGUGAAGGACGCGUCCAAAUGCAAUGGGACAGUGUGAAGGGCACAAGAAUACGCAAGGAUAUAUAUUAGUAUUAUAAGCAUGUAACUAUAGAUGGGGUUUUUGUCUUUUUCUUUUUAUUUUGCUUUUUGGGUGCUGGCGUUGUAGAGAGUAGCGACCACUACUAUAGAUAGGCUUGGAUAAUGUGAGCAUUUGGUAAUAAUAUAUGCUUCGCUGAAGUAAGCUCAGUUUUGGUUGUGAAUGA